UCACCCAAUAGUGCUCAUCAAGUUCCAGUAAACACUCGCUCACCAUUGGAGCAGUAGAAUCCUAUGCGGAUUGAGGAGUGACCUCACCACCAUCCAACACCCACCGGAGCCUGUUUCUCGCCGCUGACAGGAUCUCUCCAAACCCAGUCAAUCCAUCAUCAGCCGAGGCAAACAAAGCCAAAGCACAGAGAAGAGAAGAGAGGAGAGGAGAGAGCCAGCACAAGCAGAAAAACCCAAACGGCAAAACAAAACCCGCGCCUCACCUCAAAAACCACCCAAAGCGAAGACCGCAGCAGAGCAAAGCAACUCGGCAGCCAGAGCACCAGUCCACCACCACCACGGCACACCCAGAGCACUCUGCACGAGCAGCGAGCAGCGAGCAGUUGAGCACGGCCCACCUCCUCCUCUCCUCCCUUCGAGCCCCUGACCUCAACCUCAUCGAUUGCGAUGAUGGAGAUUCCUCCACGCGCGCCUGCCCCCUUCUCCUCCUCGCCCCCAUCCGUAUAAACCUAUCCCCCCAAACACACGCAAACCAAGAACAAGAACCCUUUGCUUGUGCUGGGCUUCCAGCUUGAAAUCUUUGGAAAGUUUGAAUCUUUGAGAGGAAUCUGUGGUGGAAAGUCACCUCCCGGAAGUGCAGGGGAGAUGGCGAAGGCGGAGAAGCUGGUGGUGGAGGUGGCGGCGGCGCACAACCUCAUGCCCAAGGACGGGCAGGGCUCCUCGUCCGCGUACGUGGAGGUGGAGUUCGAGCACCAGAAGCGCCGCACGCGGGCCAGGCCCAAGGACCUCAACCCCGUCUGGAACGAGCGACUCGUCUUCCCUGUCGCCGAUCCCGACGACCUGCCCUACCGCGCCAUUGACGUCGGAGUCUACAACGACUGCACCACGUCCGGGGCCGGCAGCGCGGGCCCGCACGGGCGGAACUUUCUUGGCAAGGUGCGCGUUCCGGCCGCCGGCGUGCCGGCGCCCGGGGAAGAGGCCGUGCCGCAGCUCUUUACGCUGGAGAAGCGCAGCCUCUUCUCCCACAUCCGCGGGGAGAUCACCUUGAAGAUUUACCGCAUCAACUCCGGCGACGUGGUCGUGAAGUCCAAGCCGGAGAAACCGGCGAAGGCGGUGGUGGCUGGGCCGGAGGUAGUGGCAGCGCCGACGGUGACGGGAGGCAAGAAGCAGCAGCAGCAGCCUGUGGUGGCCGUGCAGCCACCGCCUCCGCAGCCGGAGCCGCCCAUGGACAUAAUGCAGCCACCGGCACCGGCUGCCAUGAAGCAGGUAAUGCUCGCGGACCCCUACCCCGUCCCGGCCAUGUUCUCCGGCCCGGGAGACUUCUCUUUGAAGGAGACGCGGCCCCGCCUCGGCAGCGGCGCGGUCGCUGACAAGGCCAGCGCGACCUACGACUUGGUGGAGCAGGUAGAGUACCUCUACGUGCGCGUGGUGCGCGCGUGCGGCGUGGCGAUGGUGGGCGAGGCCGUUGCGGAGGUCAAGCUCGGGAACUACCGCGGCGUGACACCGGCCGUCUCCGCGCACCACUGGGACCAGGUGUUCGCCUUCUCCAAAGAGACCAUCCAGUCAUCGUUCGUUGAGGUAUUCGUGCGCGCGCGCGGCAGCGACGACCACGUCGGCCGCGUCUGGUUCGACCUCUCUGAGGUGCCGCGCCGCGCGCCGCCGGACAGCACGCUCGCCCCGCAGUGGUACAGCAUGGAAGACCGCAAGGGCCAGCGCGGCGGCGCGGAGGUGAUGGUUGCCGUCUGGUUCGGCACCCAGGCCGAUGAGGCUUUCGCGGAGGCCUGGCACUCCAAGGCGGCCGGCGUCCACGGCAAUGGGCCACUGGGCUCCAUCAAGUCCAAGGUGUACGUCGCUCCCAAGCUCUGGUACCUUCGUGUCUCCGUCAUUGAAGCGCAGGACUUGUUUCCGAUGGACAAGGCGCCAUUGGCGAUUGGUCGAUUCCCGGAACUCUUUGUGUGCGCACAGGUGGGGAAUCAGAUUAUGCGCACACAGCCAGCUCCAGUGGUGUCCAGCCGGGGACCUUCGAGCCCACUCUGGAAUGAAGACCUGAUGUUUGUGGUGGCCGAGCCAUUUGAGGAGUUCUUGGUGCUAUCUGUGGAAGACCGGGUGUCCCCUGGCCGGGAUGACAUGCUUGGCCGCCUUGUUGUGCCGGUAUCGGCCAUCGAGAGGCGGUGGGAUUGGAAGCCUGUUGUUUCCAGGUGGUUUGGGUUGGACCGUGGCACGGGUGGUGGCAAUGUUGCUGGCAGCAAUGUGCACAGGUUCGGGAGCCGCCGCGUGCAUCUCCGUCUAAGUCUUGAUGGGGGUUAUCAUGUUCUGGAUGAGGCUACUGCUUACAGCAGCGACCUCCAGCCUACAGCGAAACAGCUAUGGGAACCACAUGUUGGUGUUCUUGAGCUCGGUGUUCUUGGUGCCACUGGCCUAAUACCAAUGAAGGCCCGUGAUGGCAGGGGUGCAACGACAGAUGCGUAUUGUGUUGCAAAGUAUGGCCAGAAGUGGAUCCGCACACGCACUGUUGUUGACUCCGUGUGCCCCCGUUGGAACGAGCAGUACACUUGGGAGGUGUUCGACCCCUGCACUGUCAUCACUGUUGGUGUGUUCGACAACUGCCAUGUCGACAAGCCAGCAUCAGGGAAUACUACUGUGGCUGUCCGUGAUAAUUGCAUCGGCAAAGUUCGCAUUCGGCUGUCGACAUUGGAGACUGAUAGGGUGUACACCCAUGCCUACCCACUGCUUAUGCUGCAUCCAUCGGGGGUCAAGAAGAUGGGGGAACUUCACCUUGCUGUGCGCUUCUGCUGUGGCAAUGCUGGGAACAUGUUCCAUGCCUAUGCACGCCCAUUGCUUCCGAAGAUGCACUAUGCAGAGCAGCUGCUUGUGCGCCAGGUUGAGCGUCUUCGGUUCCAGGCCACCAGUGUGGUAGCAGCCCGUCUUGGCCGUGCUGAGCCACCGCUUGGCAAGGAGGUUGUUGAGUACAUGCUUGAUCACCGUUCACAUCUGUGGAGCAUGCGGCGUAGCAAAGCAAACUUCUUCCGCCUUGUCAGCGCGCUCUCCGGUCCAAUCACCAUUGGCAGGUGGUUUGAGCUUGUCCGCUCUUGGCAUCGCCCGGUGCAUUCAUGCCUUGCUGUAUUCACAUUCCUGGUGUUUGUCACAAUGCCGGAGCUGAUUCUUCCAACAGCCUUUCUGACCAUGGCGUUCACCGGGCUUUGGAGGUAUCGAGUCCGUCCAAGGCACCCACCUCACAUGGAGAUGAGGCUGUCUCAUGCUGAUGCAGCCAGUGCAGAUGAGCUGGAUGAGGAGUUUGACACAUUGCCUUCGAGCCGGGGAGAUGUUGUGCGCUUCCGGUAUGACCGCCUCCGCAGCGUGGCUGGUAGGGUACAGACUGUGGUCGGUGACAUAGCAACACAGGGUGAGAGGAUGCAGGCCCUCCUCAGCUGGCGUGACCCGAGGGCGACACUGCUUUUCUCCAUCGCUUGUGUCGCUGCUGCGGUCAUUGCAUAUUGUGUACCUAUGAAGGUGCUGAUUGGGCUCUGGGGCCUGUACGCCAUGCGGCCACCAAGAUUUAGAAGCAGGAUGCCGUCUCCGCUUAUGAACUUCUUCCGAAGGCUUCCUUCCCGGGCUGACAUCCUGCUCUGAUGCUAGUGAUUUCUGCUGCGGGUUGCUGUGAAUUAGCAGCUAGCCUUCUGAUUGGAUUACUGAUUUUGGCGGGAAGAGGAAGCUUCAAAGGAAUCUAAGAAGAAACAAACUAGGAGUCUGUUGUAGGUGCCCGCUGUGGUGGUUUCCUAGUUUAAUGCUGUUAGCCUGUUAGGUAAUGUAUGUUGCUUUAUGGUUGCAGUAGUAGUUGUAGACUUGCAGUAGCCGCUGCAGUGAUGCUGUUCUUGCGCAAAGACCAACUGAGUAGAUGGUAAUGUAUGUUAUGAUGAUGAACUGAUGAGACAAUCAAGUUUAGUUUAUUAGAAAAGUACUUGCAUCUUUA
Molecule: messenger RNA, 3970 nt
Organism: Phragmites australis (common reed)
Lineage: Eukaryota; Viridiplantae; Streptophyta; Magnoliopsida; Poales; Poaceae
Product: FT-interacting protein 3-like
Exons: 1
Coding region: 646-3630 (994 amino acids)
Source: RefSeq, a predicted model, not a curated record